Molecule: messenger RNA, 1836 nt
Organism: Podospora bellae-mahoneyi
Lineage: Eukaryota; Fungi; Ascomycota; Sordariomycetes; Sordariales; Podosporaceae
Exons: 4
Coding region: 953-1510 (185 amino acids)
Source: RefSeq, a predicted model, not a curated record
GUGUUCCCAAGCAAUGAUCACUGCAGUCUCCUCGGCUCUUCACCCUCUUCAAGUCACGUUGGCCUGGCGAACAAUGGCUUUUGUCGCACAGCCAGCACUUUUUGGCUCGCAUGGGUCGGAGUUCAUCCUUUCGUGUUGAGGACUUGGCUUGGGACCUCCCGUUCCAUAGCCACUUAUCACCAUCUGGCUGUUGUUCUCCGUCACAUCAACGUCUACAAACCAAUAAGCCUUGAAUCAUGACGGAUAACGGCAUGUAAGUCUACGUGAGAGACUACAGUCACCAGUCGAAUAGACAAUCUACCUGUAUUGAGCACGUAUGUGGUAUAUUUGCCCAGAUUGUGAGUAUGUCGGGCGCCUCUCGACCACUUAUGAUUACAUGGCAACAGCUUGAUGUCACAAGAAAACGGUGUAGAAACCAGCAUGAUCCUCGGCACGAGGGAACUCAAAAAUAUUCGAAAGGGUAUUUACUACUCUCCAAGGUCUUGAUUCUGCAUUGGGGUCUACAUUACUUUGUCCACAUCAAACGUGCCAUACAUACCAUAGUGGGCAGAAUCUAAAUCAGCAUGCAUGUACCAGACCUCAGUAUGCGCCACAUCAAAGUUUGCUCAGAUAUACAUCAACCCAGGUCCUGCGAGCCAUGUGGUAUUCAAAAAUAUAGACCAAAUAUCGGGCCCUCCCACGCUCAUCCUUCUCGCGAGAUGUUUUGAGCGCAUCUCGAAUAUAUACAUCACUUUCCCUGUCUCAGCAUUAGGAUGAGGGGCACAGAGGGGUUAAGUGCCAAGCCAGGCACUGGCACCUUCCAACUAACACACGACCGGGGAAGCAUGGGAGAUUCUCAAAUACCUAUCAGAGGGCCCAGAGAAAUCUUUGGGUUGUUUUCCGUGUCGCAGUGCCGCAUUCGAAGUUUCGAGAUGCUCCGCUGUUGGUAAGCGCCGCCCUCGAAAUAAGGGGGAUGACGGCAGUGCGGGGUUCAGCUAGGUCUCCGCCGCGGGAGCUCUCUCGUCAUCCAUUUGGACCCCACUUCACCAGCGAUCCGAUCCUCGGGUUUCCGAAGUGUCCCCCGCCAUUGCUCCCGCGUGUGUCUGGAUUUUCCCUUCUCAAAUAUCGCGAGCUUCCCCGAGUAUCUAGUCUCUUCCGUUCAGCUCAGGCACUCCCAAUCGAUCACUCAACCUCAAGUAAACCUCCAACCUUCCAAACAAAACCGUCAAAAUGGUCAAGGCUGUUGCUGUCGUCCGUGGUGACUCCAAGGUCUCCGGCUCCGUUGUCUUCGAGCAGGAGACCGAGAACGGUCCCACUACCAUCACCUGGGACAUCACUGGCCAUGAUGCCAAUGCCAAGCGUGGCAUGCACAUCCACACCUUUGGUGACAACACCAACGGCUGCACCUCCGCCGGCCCUCACUUCAACCCCCAUGGCAAGACCCACGGCAACCGGACCGACGAGAACCGCCAUGUUGGUGACUUGGGCAACAUUGAGACCGAUGCCCAGGGCAACUCCAAGGGCACCGUGACCGACAACCUCAUCAAGCUCAUUGGCCCCGAGAGCGUCAUUGGGCGCACCGUCGUCGUCCACGCCGGCACUGACGAUCUUGGCAAGGGUGACACCGAGGAGUCCCUCAAGACUGGCAAUGCUGGUGCCCGCCCUGCCUGCGGUGUCAUUGGUAUCUCUGCUUAAGUUAUUUCGUAGCGCUUUGUCAGUUGAUAAGUCGGUGCUUAUGGGAAGUGGACCAGCCGGACAAUAUUACUUCUGGAUAAAACCGUAGUAAUUGAUCCUCUUGGUUGCCUUCAUCAAAGUCACUCGAGAUGGCACAAAUAAAAACAAUAAUUUUCCCAAAAG